Megalops cyprinoides (Indo-Pacific tarpon) is the source of this 8016-nucleotide messenger RNA. Its product is annotated as son of sevenless homolog 1. The transcript has 23 exons. Gene Ontology annotation, biological process: Ras protein signal transduction; positive regulation of GTPase activity. Gene Ontology annotation, molecular function: protein heterodimerization activity; guanyl-nucleotide exchange factor activity. NCBI's taxonomy places the organism in Eukaryota, Metazoa, Chordata, Actinopteri, Elopiformes, Megalopidae. The coding region runs from base 847 to 4854 and encodes 1335 amino acids. The record is from RefSeq and is a predicted model, not a curated record. Gene Ontology annotation, cellular component: plasma membrane.
UGCGCAUGCUCCUCUCUUGUUCCAGCAACAACUGCACCAGAGCCAUAACAAUCGCCCGAAUUAAUCACUUUGGCAAAAGACACUGAAAUUAAAGGGGGCAUCCUACUUGAAAUCGGGAAUCGGGCUAUCUCCGUGACUAGUAUAGCAGCUUACCAGGAGACAUCUUUCUGGGAAUGAUACUGAUAACUUUAAAUUCAUGGAGGAUAACAAGGUGAGCCUCCCUCUCUUCCUCCCGGACACAUUCGAUGAAAAUGGGCGAUUAUGCACCGAAGUGGGGCUUUUCCCCAAAACUAAGUACGGAAUGCUUCAACUGACCGACUGAGAAGGACCAUCGCGUUUUCAAGUGCUCGGUGAUGACAUAUAUCACCUCCUCCUGGGUGUGUUUAGCUAGCUAGCUAACGAGCUAGCAGUAGCCAGCCGCUCCAGAAGACUAACCUCCGACUGAAAAGGGAUCGAUAGCAUUUUAUCUAGCUAACAUUAACUAAUAAGCAAGUCGUUUAUUAGCUAACGUCAACGUUACUUCUUCUUUAAAUCCCCCAGUUACGCAAGUCUCGGUACAGUUACCGUCAGCAGACGCCAACCACUGUCUGAGGUGGAGGAAAGCUAUCAACAUCUGUAGCGAGCGAGCUACUAUCGCACCGAUGCGAUGAUCGCACUGCAAGGUGGAAUGCGUGAAGCUAUAUUCUGAAUCACCCAAACACACGGACCACUCGUUUUGAUACAGAACGCUGCGCCUUUCGAGUACGACCCCUUUUUUUUUUUGCUCCUGCAUACCUUGAUCUUUAAUGUAAGGGGCGAGGGAAAAGACGGCAAACAUUGCUUCCAAGAACAGAGCCGUCGCCAGCCAUGCAAGCGCCGCCGCUCCAGUACGACUUCUACAGCGAGGAGAACGCACCGAAAUGGCGCGGGCUGUUGGUGCCAUCACUGAACAAGGUGCUCAGCCAGGUGCACCCCAACCUGCUGUCGAAGGAGGACGCGCUGCAGUACAUCGAGGAGCUGAUUCUGCUGCUGCUCAGCAUGCUGUGCCAGGCCCAGCCACGCACCGUGCAGGACGUGGAGGAUCGCGUGCAGAAGAGUUUUCCACACCCCAUCGAUAAGUGGGCUAUCGCAGACGCUCAGGCGGCAAUAGAGAAGAGGAAGAGGAGGAAUCCAUUAGCCCUGCCUGUGGAUAAGAUUCACCCUCUGCUGAAGGAGGUGCUGGGCUACAAGAUCGACCACCAGGUGUCCGUUUACAUCGUGGCUGUGCUGGAGUACAUCUCGGCGGACAUCCUGAAGCUGGCGGGGAACUACGUGAGGAACAUCCGCCACUACGAGAUCUCCCAGCAAGACAUCAAGGUGGCCAUGUGCGCUGACAAGGUGCUCAUGGACAUGUUCCACCAGGACGAGGAGGACAUAAGUGGCUUCCCGCUGAUGGACGAGGAGCCCUCUGUUUCUGGGGAGCAGACCUACUAUGAUCUGGUCAAGACCUUCAUGGCCGAGGUGCGGCAGUACCUGCGGGACCUCAACCUCAUCAUCAAGGUCUUCCGGGAGCCCUUCGCGUCAAACACCAAGCUCUUCUCACAUCACGACGUGGAGAACAUCUUCAGCCGCAUUGUGGAUAUCCAUGAGCUGACGCUGAAGCUCCUGGGGCUCAUCGAGGACACGGUGGAGAUGACGGAUGAGGGGAGCCCUCAUCCGCUGGUGGGCAGCUGCUUUGAGGACUUGGCAGAGGAGCUGGCCUUCGAUCCGUACGAGUCGUAUGCUCAGGAUAUCCUGAGGACAGGGUUCCAUGACCACUUUCUGAGCCAGCUGUCCAAGCCGGGAGCAGCCCUCUACCUGCAGUCCAUAGGUGAAGGCUUUAAAGAAGCUGUCCAGUAUGUUUUGCCGCGGCUGCUCCUAACACCUGUGUAUCACUGUCUGCACUACUUUGAGAUCUUAAAGCAACUAGAGGAGAAGAGCCAGGAUGAGGAGGACAAGGAGUGUCUGAAGCAGGCCAUCACCGCCCUGCUCAAUCUGCAGAGCAGCAUGGAGAGGAUCUGCUCUAGGAGCCUGGCCAAGAGGAGGCUAAGCGAGUCGGCCUGCCGCUUCUACAGCCAGCAGAUGAAGGGCAAGCACCUGGCCAUCAAGAAGAUGAACGAGAUCCAGAAGAACAUCGACGGGUGGGAGGGCAAGGACAUCGGCCAGUGCUGCAACGAGUUCAUCAUGGAGGGCACGCUGACGCGGGUGGGCGCCAAGCACGAGCGCCACAUUUUCCUCUUCGACGGCCUGAUGAUCUGCUGCAAGUCCAACCACGGGCAGCCGCGGCUGCCGGGCGCCAGCGCCGCCGAGUACCGCCUCAAGGAGAAGUUCCUGAUGCGCAAGGUGCAGAUCAACGACAAGGACGACACGGGCGAGUACCGGCACGCCUUCGAGAUCAUCCUGAAGGACGGCAACAGCGUGGUGUUCGCCGCCAAGUCGGCGGAGGAGAAGAGCAGCUGGAUGGCGGCGUUGAUCUCGCUGCAGUACCGCUCCACGCUGGAGCGCAUGCUGGACCUCACCAUGCUGCAGGAGGAGAAGGAGGAGCAGAUGCGCCUGCCUGGCCCCGAGGUCUACCGCUUCGCCGAGCCCGACUCCGAGGAGAACGUGGUCUUCGAGGAGAACGUGCAGUCCAAGUCGGGCAUCCCCAUCAUCAAGGCCGGCACCGUGCUCAAGCUCAUCGAGAGGCUCACUUACCACAUGUAUGCAGAUCCGAAUUUUGUGAGGACGUUUCUGACAACAUAUCGGUCUUUUUGCAAGCCCCAGGAGCUGCUGGGCCUCUUGGUGGAACGGUUCGAGAUCCCAGAACCCAAGCCCACGGAAGCUGAUCAGAUGGCCAUUGAGAAUGGGGACCAGCCACUCAGCGCUGAGCUCAAGCGCUUCCGGAAGGAGUACGUCCAGCCGGUCCAGCUCAGAGUUCUGAACGUGUGUCGCCAUUGGGUAGAGCACCACUUCUACGACUUCGAGAGAGACGCGGAGCUGCUAAGGCGGCUGGAGGAGUUCAUCGGCAUGGUCCGAGGCAAGGCCAUGAGGAAGUGGGUGGAGUCCAUCACCAAGAUCAUCCAGAGGAAGAAGCAGGUCCAGGCCAACGGGCCCAGCCACAACAUCACCUUCGGGAGUUCGCCACCCCCCUUUGAGUGGCACAUCAGCAAGCCGGGUCAGACUGACCAGUUUGACCUCAUGACCCUUCACCCUAUCGAGAUUGCCCGCCAGCUAACGCUGUUGGAGUCCGAUUUCUAUAGGGCAGUCCAGCCUUCUGAACUUGUUGGCAGCGUCUGGACAAAGGAGGACAAGGAGAUGAACUCGCCCAACCUCUUGCGCAUGAUCCGGCACACCACCAACCUCACGCUGUGGUUCGAAAAGUGCAUCGUGGAGACGGAGAACCUGGAGGAGAGGGCGGCUGUGGUGGCACGCAUCAUUGAGAUCCUGCAGGUUUUCCAGGAGCUCAACAACUUCAACGGCGUGCUGGAGGUGGUCAGCGCCAUGAACUCCUCCCCCGUCUACAGGCUGGACCACACCUUCGAGCAAAUCCCCAGCAGACAGAGGAAGAUCCUGGAAGAGGCCCAUGAGCUGAGCGAGGACCACUAUAAGAAGUAUCUGGCGAAACUCAGGUCUAUCAACCCACCAUGUGUGCCUUUCUUUGGAAUUUACUUAACGAACAUCCUGAAAACGGAGGAGGGCAAUCCGGACUUUCUGAAGAGACACGGAAAGGAGCUGAUCAAUUUCAGCAAGAGGAGGAAAGUGGCGGAGAUCACCGGGGAGAUCCAGCAGUACCAGAACCAGCCGUACUGCUUACGGGUCGAGGGCGACAUCAGAAAAUUCUUUGAGAACCUAAAUCCCAUGGAGGACAAAACGGAGAAAGAGUUCGCUGACUACUUGUUCAACAAGUCCCUGGAGAUCGAGCCCCGCAAUGCCAGGUCCCUGCCCCGAUUUCCCAAGAAGUACAGCUGUCCCCUGAAGUCCCCGGGCGUGCGCCCGUCCACCAUCCGCCCGGGCACCAUGCGGCACCCAACGCCUCUGCAGAACGAGCCGCGCAAGAUUAGCUACAGCCGCAUCCCUGACAGCGAGACGGAGAGCACGGCGUCCGCCCCCAACUCGCCCCGCACGCCGCUCACGCCACCGCCUGCCUCCGGGGCGUCCAGCACCACGGACGUCUGCAGCGUCUUCGACUCCCCUCAGGGGCCCUCCAGCCCCUUCCACUCAAACAGUGACAGCAUCUUUGCCCCGGUGUCACUGCCCCACGGCCCACGGUCCUCGUCCGUGUCCUCCAUAAUGAGCUUCAACAGAAGCACAGAGGAUGUCCCUGUCCCCCCGCCAGUGCCGCCCCGCCGACGGCCAGAGUCUGCACCCGCCGAAUCCUCGCCCUCUAAGAUGAUGUCAAAGCACUUGGACAGCCCUCCUGCCAUCCCGCCCCGGCAGCCCACCUCAAAGGUAUACUCCCCAAGGUACCUGUCGGAGCGAGGCUCUGUUUCGGAGCCCCCUGACAGCCCGCCCACCCUGCCACCCCGUGAGCCCGUGAGAACGCCGGACGUCUUCUCCAGCUCCCCCCUGCACCUCCAGCCUCCGCCCCAGGGCCGGAGGAAUGAACUGAAUCAGACCUUCUUCCCUCCGUCCCCGUUCAGCCCUCUCCCACCCCAGACCCCCUCCCCGCUCGGGCCCCGCAAGCACCUGCCCUCCCCGCCGUUGAUACCCCAGGACUGUGACCCCGCGCUUGGCGCCACUGGGCCCCCCGUCCCGCCCCGGCAGAGCACCUCCCAGGCCAUCCCCAAACUGCCUCCCAAAACGUACAAAAGGGAGCCCGCGCACCCGUCCAUACACCGGGACGGCCCACCUCUGCUGGAAAACGCCAACUCCUCCUAGACUGUGCGUGGGGAGGGGCAGGGGUUAAGUGGGGGCACAGGCCAGACAUGCUAACACUAAAGACAGCAAAAGGAAGACCACAAGAAAAAAAAAAAAAAAAAAAAAGCCAGUCUGGAUUUAACCCCCAAACGCCUCCCUAACCCGCCAAUGCAAUGGUUGUCUUUUUUAUUCCAGUACAAACAAAGGAGAUUGCCUAACCUGGUUUGGGGAUUCCGUUCUGUGGUGUCUUUUUCCCGUUUUUGUCAUCAUCCAUUGUUUUGUUUUACUUUACUUUUAGUAAACUCAUUUCAGCAAAGCAAUCUCUGACCAUUACAUGCCAAUCCCACAGCUGGUGAACAAGGCCAGGACUAAACUGUGCUCUGCAAAAGCAAGGACAACUGGCCCAAUCGAGCAGGCUCCCUUUUCAACACAGUGAAAGAGACGAAAAACAAACUAUUUUUCUUAUUAAAAAAGUGAAUGGGCACUAAGACAUUGCUUUAAAAGAACUAAGAGACUAGAGCAAAUGGAGGCGUGGAAUUUGACAACCUUGUAAACCGCAACAGGUUUGGGAAACCUGAUUGGACUCCCUUGGUAUGUCUUUGCUUCCCCACACCUGCUCAUCCAGACAAAAAAAAGGGACACAGGAAUCACAUUUGUUAUGGUGUUUGGACUUUGUUUUAAUUCAAGGUGAGUGAUUUGUGCCAGUAGUAUCAGAGUACCAAGAUUUAAGGUACCCUCCACACCAAAGAGGUACUUUCAUGAAUUCAGAAACACAAGAAGUGAUUAUUCUUUUUUUUUUAGUUUUUUUUGAUUGAUUUCUUUUGCCAAGAAGUAUGUAAUACAAUUGCCUUCUUUAAAACAAGGGAAUAAAAGUGUUUUUACCACUGUAUGUUACAGCUUGGCAAUGAGGAAACAAUUCAUGCUGUCAAACCCUGACCUAAAUGUAACAAAAUGGAAGGGGCUUCCUUCUGCAAGUCCAGUCAACCUUGUUGCCAGCUGCUCUCGUAGGAGAUUGAUAAUUCACUCUGACAAAAAAGUGUUGCAUUUCAAAUUGGUUGUGCCUUUUAUGUUUCAUGUGCGAUUUCACAAUAUACACUGAAUGUCAUUGGAUGCUACCAACAUCAUUGUGGGGGAGGGGAGACUUCUUAGCCAAUGGAUUUGUCGGAAUGUCCAAUCUUCUCACCCGCCUCCAUAAAGAAAAUUUCCAGCUUCCCCGUCUGUAGUCUUUAAUCUCCUCUCUCUUCUGCCUUAAAGGAAUCGAUUGUGGUGUUCCAUUCAGUUAGGACUUAGAUUGUUGGUAUUCCUCAACCCCCUCUACACAAACACCAGCCUUCCCUCACAUGUCUGCUAAACACAAGCUGCCUUGUCUUCAACCCUGCCUCUUUUUUUUUUGUUCAUCUUCGUCCUGCAUGUCUGUUGCACAGCCAGAUCUGUGUUGUAUGGAUGGUACUGCCACACCUAGCAGAUGGGCAUUGAAGCACUUUCUCAGAUCAUUUUUCCAUCUGACAUAUCUGAAAGUGUCUUUGCGGGUUUUGUGGUGGCGUUACGGAUAAUUGGGUUUAAAAGCGACCAAGAUGAGAUGGCUUGUUGUUUAGCUGCUUUGGUUUGCUGAUUGGUUUAGGUGAAAAUGACUCAAGGUCUUAUUGGAGGCUGUCUGUAAAACUAAGAAGCACUCUAACAAAAAGUUGGUUUCAUCCCUGUGCUACUUGAUUUUCUUCUGAGUUGUCUUAAAUGCGCUCAGUAUUGUAGCCAAGGUUUCUGUCCAAAAAGCAGACUCGAGAAUCCUUCUGCAGAUGCAAAUGGAAACGGUUGUCACAGUUGCAAGUUGCCAAUGGCUGUCCACAUGGAAGAGAGGUCAAAGGUGACAGGCAGUGCCGUGUGCUCUUGAGAUGAAACUGACAUUUUACAGCAGAGUGACAGUAUAGCCAGACAAGUUCAUUUUUCCUAUGAUUCCUAAUAUCAAGUUGAGUCCUGACUGCUCUACAACAGCUUUAUCAGACAAAUUUGUAAGUGAAUUAUCUGUGAGUCACGAUGGUCCUCCUGUUUUUAAAAUGCUAAAGAAAUGGUGUCUUAGGCCUUCUUCUAUGUCAAUUUACAACUGCAACUUUGUACUUCAGAAGAGAAAAGUCACUUGUGUAAGUCACACAUUUAAGCCCCUUGCAGGCCAAUGUGAAAACUUCAUUAUAAUUCUGUAAUCCCUUUGCCCUGUGCUCUGGAAUGGGAAUGGUGAGGUGUGAAAGGCCAAAGUCCUGCAAGUCACCACAGAAUUUUUUCUCCAACUUUUUUGCCAUUCAUGCGAUACGGGUUAAAGAAUUGUAUUAUCAGGCGGUCGCCAAGUGGUGCUAAUUGUUGAUGUGUGUAUUGACAAUUACAUAACUUUCAAACAACCAGUAAGUUGAGAAGAGAGCAGUGCCAUUGUUGGGGAAUAAUUACCCUGAACCCAUAGCAGAGCUUAAAUUUAAUGAGCAGAUUUUUGGGAAAGCCUUGAUAUUGGGCAUUGUGAUUUGCAGAAACCCAAAAAGUAUUGAGUGAGACAGUGUGCCUAGGUGUAGCUGGAGGUAGGGUUUGAGUGCUGCUUGCUUUUCUUGUGUCAGUGUUUUUCCACUGCUAAUUGGUAAAAUUGAGGAGUGAUUGAUAACGUUGCAUAGUCAAAAUGAAAGAACCUUCUUGCGAAUGUUUUGUGUUUGUUUCUGAAAUUAGCUGCCUGACUGCUUCAAGGCCAGCCCCCCAUCUCUGCACGUUUUUGCUUUUCUUUCCCAGCGACACAAGUCACAGAAGUGAGUCGUGCAACAAAACGUGAUUCUUGUAGGUAUGCAUUAUAGAUUUUUACACUAAAUGAAAUCUGGUUUUGGUAGUUUUCCUUUCGAAUAGAGCUGGUGUACAAAAUAUCCACAAAGAGUUUGCUAGGUGGAAUUGGAUAGCAUUGUUAUCAAGAAAAGCAAGAAGAUGAAUUGAACAGCAUGGACUAGAGUUUAAGAACCAUGGAGCAGAUGGAGAAGAAAUUAAAUAUGGACACUUUCAAGUGGAAAAAAUUGCUCUACCGAUGUCAUAUUUCAGUUCUGUUACAACGUACUGUUAUACCAGUGUGGUAAAACCGAAACUGUCAGUCAGCAGAUUUAAAACAUCUACUGUCCAUGAUUUUGUUUCUCCAUCCUAGAAUCAUGCUCCAGAUUGCUGUUUCCU